AUGGGGCAGGUGAUUUUCACGGCUUUGUGUUUACUUCCUAUAUUGUAUGCUUUUAUCUACCUUGCUAAGUUGGUUCUUCAAUGGAGAGAUCAAUGCUGCUACUUGCUGGCGUAUGAGUGCUACAAGGCCGCAGACGAUCGGAAGCUGGACACUAGUUCCUGCCUCAAAAUCGUACUGCGAAACAAAAAUCUUGGUCUAGACGAGUACCGUUUCCUCUUAAAGACCAUUGUGAAUUCAGGUCUCGGAGAAGAAACGUACAGUCCAAGGAAUGUCAUGGCUGGCCGCGAAAACUGCCCUGGUUUGGGAGACGCACUCUUGGAAAUGGAUGACAUUUUCUUCACUACACUCGACAAUCUCUUCAAUGGUAACAGAGUUUCACCCUCGGAGAUUGACAUACUUAUUGUCAAUGUGUCAUUGUUCUCUCCAUCACCUUCUCUAACGGCUAGGAUCGUAAACCGGUACAAGAUGAAGAGUAGCAUCAAGGCCUUUAACCUCUCCGGAAUGGGCUGCAGUGGAAGCCUUGUUGCUAUUGAUCUUGUACGAAACAUGUUCAAGACAUACAAGAAUAUGAUUGCCCUUGUUGUGAGCACCGAAUCUGUAGGUCCUAAUUGGUACAGUGGCCAAGUGAAGCCGAUGAUGCUUGCUAAUUGUCUAUACCGAUCGGGAGGGUGUUCUAUGCUUUUCACAAACAAGAGAGGUCUUAGGCAUUUAGCCCUCUUGAAAUUGAAAUGCAUAGUCCGAACCCAUCUAGGGUCGAGUGACGAAGGUUAUGGCUGCUCAUUUCAAGUGGAGGACAAACAUGGCUACAGAGGAUUCAACCUCAGCAAAAGCAUAGCAAAAGUUGCUGCUAAAGCUCUUACUAUGAACCUGAGAGUGCUGGCACUUAAAGCAUUACCAGUUACAGAAUUAUUCCGCUAUGCGCUCACUUCUCGCCUUCAAAAGAAAGCUUCCACUAAAGAAGUGGUAAGCGUCGGUUUGAAUCUCAAGGCUGGACUUGACCAUUUCUGUAUACCCCCAACUGAAGCUGCAGUUGUUAAUGGGAUUGGGAAAAGAUUGUCACUCAAUGACUAUGAUUUAGAGCCUUCGAGAAUGGCGCUCCAUCGGUUCGGCAACACAUCCUCUGGUGGGCUAUGGUACGUUUUAGGUUACAUGGAGGCCAAGAAGAGGCUCAAGAAGGGCAACAAGAUUCUGAUGGUGAGCUUUGGGGCUGGUUACGAAUGCAAUAACUGUGUUUGGAAGGUGUUAAGGGAUUUGGAUGAUGCCAAUGUGUGGAAAGACUGCAUAGACAGAUACCCUCCACCGAGCCUGAUCAACCCUUUCAUGCAAAGGUAUAGCUGGCUUAACUAUGAAUUUCUGAGCUUUGUUAGUUUUGAUCAGAUCAGAGAUGCAAUGAAACAGUGUGGCUGA
Messenger RNA from Argentina anserina (silverweed cinquefoil), 1407 nucleotides. Its product is annotated as 3-ketoacyl-CoA synthase 19-like. The record is from RefSeq and is a predicted model, not a curated record. Lineage: Eukaryota; Viridiplantae; Streptophyta; Magnoliopsida; Rosales; Rosaceae. Gene Ontology annotation, cellular component: membrane. The transcript has a single exon. Gene Ontology annotation, molecular function: acyltransferase activity, transferring groups other than amino-acyl groups. The coding region runs from base 1 to 1407 and encodes 468 amino acids. Gene Ontology annotation, biological process: fatty acid biosynthetic process.